Messenger RNA from Salvia splendens (bonfire salvia), 2685 nucleotides. RefSeq names its product scarecrow-like protein 6. Bases 425 to 2356 code for a protein of 643 amino acids. The record is from RefSeq and is a predicted model, not a curated record. The transcript has 2 exons. NCBI's taxonomy places the organism in Eukaryota, Viridiplantae, Streptophyta, Magnoliopsida, Lamiales, Lamiaceae.
AAAAAGGAAAAAAAAAGGAGAAAUAAAAAGAGAAGAAAACAAUACUCCACAAGCAAGAAGAGAGAAGAGAGAAGAGAGAAGAGAGAUGAUGAAUGAAGGGGGGGCACUUGACUACUUUUUUAUGUUGCACGCAUCCAUGGCAGAAAACAGAAGGCAGACAGAUUACUGCUCCUUCAACGACUAGACGAGAGAAGAUCAAACCCCAACAACAAUUCAUCCGUUUCUCCAACAUACAAACCCAGCCCACCAUUUUCCUUCUCUACCUUUCACCUUUUCUGAUUUUCUAAGAUUUAGCAGGAUUCAUUGCUCUCUGCUCUCUCCCAGUAUAUGCAUUCACAUUCAUGCAUGUAUGCAUUCUCGAUUUCUGCAUUUCUCGAAGCGUGCUCACACUCUGUAGCCUGGAAUUUGGGCUGUUUAGACUUAGAUGAAGGGGAUGCCCUUGCCCUUUGCUUUUCAGGGGAAGGGGGUGUUCGACUUUGAUUUUUCACUGAAAAACACAGAUUUCGUCAAUAAAGGUUGUUUCAGCUUCGCCGAGCCUACAUCUGUGCUGCAUUCUGCCAGAGUUACAUCCUCUUCGACUCUGUCUUCAUCUCUCGGCGGAGGAGGUGGUGCUGCUGCUGCUUCCACCGACACGGCAGGCGUGGCGGCUGUUUCUGACUCGAAAUGGCAGCAAGACCCCACCACUGCAACCAGCUCCAAUGCCGGAGGAGCGACUGACUCCGACCUCCUCCCCGUUCCGCCGUCGCUGGAGAUCGGAGGCGGCGGCAACCCGGAUAAAGUUUCUAUGGAGGAUUGGGAGAGCGUGCUGUCGGAGUCUGCGGCUGUUUCGCCCAGCCAGGAGCAGGCCUUCCUCCGCUGGGUCAUGGGUGAUGUGGACGAUCCUGCAAAGUCUCUCCAAAUUGGCGCCGCGGAGUUCGAUUUCGGUGGCGGAUUCGGUGUAGUGGAUCAAGGGUUCGGCGGGGACCAAUUUGGGGGAAGCAGCUUCAUGCCCUCGCUCCCAAUUUACCCUAAUACCAACAGAUCCAGUGUUGAGAAGAUUGAAAUGAGACCUCCCAUUUUCAACCACCAGCACCAGCCCUCCUUCUUCCCGCCGUCGUUCAAUCAACAGCAAGAGCAGAGCCUCUUCGGGCCUCCUCAGGCCAAGCGCCACAGCCCCGGAUGGCCCGCUGACGAGCCAGGUGCCCCGAUCUCCAGAAGGCCGUUUACGGACACCGGGCAGUUUCCUCAUCACCUGCAGCAGCAGAAGCCCAAAAUGGAGGAAUUAGGGCAGCAGCAGGCCAUAGUCGACCAGCUCUUCAAGGCUGCAGAGCUUGUCCAGACAGGAAAUCCAGCACUCGCGCAAGGGAUAUUGGCGCGGCUCAAUCACCAGCUCUCCCCCAUUGGUAAGCCUUUCCAUCGGGCUGCCUUUUAUUGCAAGGAGGCUUUGCAAAUGCUCCUCCAAACUAAUGUCAACAACUCUUCCUCCACGCCUUUUAGCCUCGUUUUCAAGAUUGGUGCUUACAAAUCUUUUUCUGAGAUCUCCCCUCUUGUCCAAUUUGCCAACUUUACCUGCAAUCAAGCCAUUCUUGAAGAGCUCCAAGGCUUUGAUAGGAUUCAUAUUGUUGAUUUCGACAUUGGCUAUGGCGGCCAGUGGGCUUCUCUUAUGCAGGAGCUUGCACUUCGUGGCGGAGGCGCCCCCUCCUUCAAAAUUACUGCCCUUGCUUCUACUUCCACCCAUGAUCAGCUCGAGCUCAGCCUCACACGAGAGAAUCUCAUCCAGUUUGCUAGCGAGAUUAACAUCACAUUCGAGUUUGAGGCUAUUAGCAUUGAUUCCUUGAGUUCUGCUUCUUGGUCUUCGCCUUUCCACGCGCAAGAGAACGAGGCGGUUGCAGUAAAUCUCCCUGUCUGCUCUCUUGCCAAUCACCAGUUCUCGGUGCCACUAAUCAUGCGCUUUAUCAAGCAGCUCUCACCAAAGAUUGUUGUUUCUAUUGACAGAGGGUGUGAUAGGACUGAUCUUCCGUUCGCCAACCAUGUAGUCCACGCCCUCCAGUCUUACUCUAACCUGCUCGAGUCUCUUGAUGCCGUCAAUGUGAAUAUGGACGCCCUGCAGAAGAUUGAGAGGUUCUUGCUCCAACCUGCCAUAGAGAAGAUUUUGAUGAGCCGUCUUCGCUCACCUGAGAAGACGCAGCAUUGGAGGUCUCUCUUUUUGUCUUCAGGGUUCUCCCCAAUAACGUUUAGCAACUUCACGGAAUCACAAGGUGAGUGUGUGAUAAAGAGGACUCCAGUUCGAGGUUUUCACGUUGAGAAGAGGCAGUCUUCUCUCGUUCUAUGCUGGCAAAGGAAGGAACUGGUCUCUGCUACAGCUUGGAGAUGCUAGAGCAAGUGGAAUUCUUCUAGAAGGUGCGGUGCUAUGAAAUUUCACAAACUCAACUGCUGCCUAAGAAAAUCUAUGAAUAUUCAUCAUGCCUGAGUUUCUUCAAUGAUUCGGGCAGAUUUGUUUCCAACUUUCAAAUGAAUUAGACACAUUUUAGCACUGGAUUUUCUAGUAUAGUUAAUCGUAUUCGAUGUUGUAUGUUCUUACUACUCUCUUGGUGCUGCCUUGCUUUUCUGCUCCAAGGCAGAUUUAUUGUGUUUGUAUUCCUAAACCAGGAAUGGGAAGAAAAAAAUAUGAAAAAAUCAAAUGAAUUUAACCCUUUUUUUAUCUCA